Molecule: messenger RNA, 1378 nt
Organism: Neomonachus schauinslandi (Hawaiian monk seal)
Lineage: Eukaryota; Metazoa; Chordata; Mammalia; Carnivora; Phocidae
Gene: ZNF789
Product: zinc finger protein 789
Exons: 5
Coding region: 44-1357 (437 amino acids)
Biological process (GO): negative regulation of transcription by RNA polymerase II
Molecular function (GO): DNA-binding transcription repressor activity, RNA polymerase II-specific
Source: RefSeq, a predicted model, not a curated record
CAAAGAGUUCCGAAGCCUCCGCGCUUCCUAGAAGUCAAGCCUCAUGGCGGCAAUCCUGCCCCAUCUCGGAGACCAGGACUUGGAAGCUGUAUUCCUGACAGCUGGGUGGAAGGAGUUGCUGUCCUUUGAGGAUGUGGCUAUGUACUUCACCAGAGAAGAGUGGAACAAACUUGAGCGGGCUCAGAAGGACCUCUACAGAGAUGUGAUGCUGGAGAAUUACAGAAACAUGAUCUUGUUGGGAUUUCAGUUUCCCAAACCUGAGGUGAUCUGCCUGCUGGAGCAGUGGGAAGAACCAUGGAUCCUGGAUCUACCAAGAGCCGGGACUAGGAAGGCUUCCAGUAGUGCUUGCCCAGGUUCUGAAGCCAGAUGCAAGACGAAAAAGCCAACUCCAAAGCAGAAAAUUUCUGAAGAUUUAGAGUUGUCAGUGGUAAAGCAGACAACGGCCAAGAGAUCUGCAGAAAGGUUACAUAAAUGUAAUGAAUUGGUGGACAUUUACAGACUUGCAUUCCCCACUCUUGGUGAUGAAUGCCACAAGGACUUCCUUCAAAACCUCCACCUUACUCAAGAUCAGAGUGCUCAAAUAAGGAAGAAGCAGGGCAAAUGUGAGGAGUAUGGAAAACCUUUCAAUCAGAGAUCGUUGCUUUUGCGGCAUAAGCAAAUUCUUACAAACGCAAAAUCUUAUGAAUGCAGUGAAUGUGGAAGAGUCUUCAGGCGUCAGGCAAAUUUCAUUCGACAUCAAAGAAUUCACACAUCAGAGGAUCCCUUUGAAUGCGACAUAUGCGGGCAAGCCUUCAAACACAAGUCUACUCUUCUUGUCCAUAAACAGUGUCACCCUCAAAAAAAGCCAUAUAAGUGUCAUGACUGUGGAAAAUUUUUCCGUCAGAUGGCAUAUCUUAUUGAACAUAAAAGGAUCCAUACCAAAGAAAAGCCCUAUAAAUGUAGUGAGUGCGAAAGAACGUUUAGUCAGAAUUCAACCCUUAUUCGACAUCAGUUAACCCACAGUGGAGAAAAACCCCAUAAAUGUCACGAAUGUGGAAAGGCCUUUGGUCGGCAUUCGACCCUUCUGAGCCAUCAACAGAUUCAUACUAAACAAAACACUCACAAAUGCAGCGAAUGUGGAGAGUCCUUUAGCCGGAAUGUGGAUCUCAUUCAGCAUCAAAGAACCCAUACCAAGGAGGAAUUCUUUGAAUGUAGAGAAUGUGGAAAAACUUUUAGUUUUAAGGCAAAUCUUCAUCGCCAUGAGGUCAUUCAUACUGGAGAGAGACCCUACAGAUGUGACAAAUGUGGAAAAUCUUUCAUCUGGCGCACAAGCUUUAUUAAGCAUCAGGGUACUCACAGAGAACGGAUAUCAAUGUGAUACUAACUGGAAAAAGACCAU